UAUUGCAGCCGCUGAAAAAAAUCUCCUCAAUAUCCCCCAAGAUGGCCGCCGAUGUAGGAUCGAUGUUUCAAUAUUGGAAGAAAUUUGAUCUACGGCGGCUUCAGAGGGAGCUAAACUCUGUAGCGUCUGAGCUGGCGGGUCGACAAGAGGAGAGUGAACAUUCCCACAAGCACCUGGUGGAGCUGAGCAGGGAGUUCAAGAGAAAUGUCCCUGAGGAAGUCCGGGAGAUGGUGGCACCUGUUCUCAAGAGUUUCCAAGCCCAGGUGGUUGCUCUGAACAAGCGCAGUAAGGAGGCCGAGUCGGCGUUCCUGGGAAUCUACAAGCAGCUUAUCGAGGCCCCAGAUCCAGCUCCAGUACUGGAGGCCACACACACCCUGGAGGAGAGGCUGCAGCAGCUGCAGAGUACGGCCCCAGACAGCGAGGCCCUGGUCCGAGAGAUCAGUGGGCACUGGAAGAAACACCUGGAGUGCCUUGACAAGACAGAGCCCACGGAGGAGGGAGCAGCAGUAUCGGGGGCAGCAGUGGCAGCAGAGGCUCCAGCAUCCAGCCCUCUAGCCCCCCUGAUGACCCCCAACAGCACACCGGCUCCCGGGGCCCCGGGCUCCCCGCAGCAAAACUACCAGGACCGGGCUGCAGGAGAGGAGGAGAGAGCUGAUGUUAGUUUGGCUGACAGACUAUCAGAGGCCGAGGAGAGGAUCAAGGUCUUGCAUUCAUCUUUGAACACUGCACAGACAGAGCUGCUGGACCUGCGGUGUAAAUACAACCAGGAGAUGACUAACAAGGCAGAGGAGGUUGACGCCAUCAUGACGAACCUCGAGAAGGCGAACCAGAGAGCCGAAAUGGCCCAAAGGGAAGUGGAGAGGCUAAAGGAGCAGCUGGCCAGUGCCCAGAGUGCCACCCCGGGGAGUUGCCAGCCAGCAGAGGGAACUAGCAGGGAGAGGGAUGAGAAGGGUGAGGUGUUGCCCUCCCAGCUGGAGGCUGCUCUGCUGGCUAAAGACCGCGAAAUCCUCCGUCUUCUAGAAAACGUUCAGCGGCUGCAGUUCACACUACAGGAAGUUCAGGAGACCUCAGCCAAUCAGAUCCUAGAGCUGGAACGCCAGCUGGCCUAUAAGACAGAAGCAAUUGAGAGAUUAGAAGCUAAAUUGCAAUCCCAGAUGGACUAUGAAGAGAUUAAAACAGAACUCAGUAUCCUAAAAGUAAUGAAACUGGCUUCGGCAAAUGGCGGCUCAUCCCAGGAUUCUGCCAAGGCUGCCGAGGCGCUUUUGCUGGAUAAAGAGGCCUUUCUUCCAUCUCACAAGUACCUGGUGGACAAGGCCCGAGUCUUGCACAGCAAUGAUGAUGACCAGUCUGAGGAUUCAGGGAGGGAGCUGGGGAGGCCACCCGGCUCCCACUCCUCUUCCUCCCAGGCAGAUGGCCGCGCUUCCCCCAGCCCUGGCCCCCCCACUAUGGACGGGUCUUCCUCCAGCCAUGAUCUCUCCCGCCCCUUCUCGGUGUCGCCAUGCUCUGGGGACCGGCUGUCAGGAGAUCAUAUCCUCCACAAGCAACUCCUCUCCCCGCUCUUUAAAAAGGAGGGCAGUGGCUUAAUGGCUUUCCCCACCGCACUGUACGCAGCCAAAGCCGCCCUCAUGUCAGCCAAUCAGGGACCUGCAGCGGCAGGCGGCAUGGAAGCCGGUCUGCCCAGCGACCAGUCGGAAAGUGGCAGCUCAACUGCAGGCGACGAGGACCAGCUGGACACUGCGGAGAUCGCCUUCCAGGUGAAAGAGCAGCUGUUGAAGCAUAACAUUGGCCAGCGUGUGUUUGGCCACUAUGUGCUGGGCCUCUCCCAGGGCUCGGUCAGUGAGAUCCUGGCCCGGCCCAAACCCUGGAGGAAGCUGACAGUGAAAGGCAAAGAGCCUUUCAUCAAGAUGAAGCAGUUCCUGUCUGAUGAGCAGAACAUACUGGCUCUCCGGACCAUCCAGGUCCGCCAGAGAGGGAGCAUCACUCCUCGCAUCCGAACUCCUGAAACUGGGUCAGACGACGCCAUCAAGAAUAUCCUGGAGCAGGCCAAGAAGGAGAUCCAGUCCCAGAGGGGAGGUGAUGGCAAGUCAUCUCUGAACAGCUCAUCAGGCAGAAGUAGUAACGGGGCAGGUAGCAGCUCCGACGACACCAUAAAGAGCAUCCUGGAACAGGCCAGGAGGGAGAUGGAGGCACAGCAGCAGGCGCUGAUGGAGAUGGAAGUCUGCGGUAGGGCCUCGACUGCCAGCGCAGGAGCUCAGGUGGAACGUCUUGGGCCCCCGGAGCGCUCUAAGGGCCUGCCUUUACCGACCUUCAUCAAACAGGAGGAAGGGGGCUCUGUCACCGUUUGCAUGGCCAACCCCAUCAGCAGCCCUCAGACACCUCUCAGUGUGCUGUCCCCGGCUGCCUUUGUCCAGAACAUCAUCCGCAAGGUCAAAUCGGAGAUUGGUGAGGCAGGCACGUACUUCGACCAGCACUGGUCUCUGGAGCGUGGGCCCUUGGGUCUGGUUGGCGGAGGGAGCUCUCGCCCUUUCACCUCCGUCUCUCCCUCCCUGUCUUCUUCCUCCUCUGGGCCCUCUGCUUUGCCCCGCCCCUGGCCACGUCUGGAGAACGGAGAGGGCCUCCCCAACAGCGAAGAGGCCUCAGCGGCUGAAGACGAGCCGGGGCUGGGCCGGCCCGUGGAGGUGAAGGUGGAGUCAGAUGCAUCAGUAAGUGGGGAGUCUCCGGGCCCUGGCCCUGGGCGGCUGUCCUACUACCCAGCGUACAUUCCCCGUGCCCUCAAGCCCACCGUGCCUCCCCUCACUCCAGAGCAGUAUGAGAUGUACAUGUACCGCGAGGUGGACACCAUCGAACUGACCAGGCAGGUGAAGGAGAAGCUGGCGAAGAACGGCAUCUGUCAGAGGAUCUUUGGAGAAAAGGUCCUGGGGCUUUCUCAGGGCAGCGUAAGCGACAUGCUGUCUCGACCCAAACCCUGGAGCAAGCUGACCCAGAAAGGCAGGGAGCCUUUCAUUCGCAUGCAGCUGUGGUUACUGGACCAGCUCGGCCAGAGCAUCAACCAGCUCCCGAACCAGAGCCACGCUCAGGAUAAAAGCCCAGUUAUGGCCCAGUCCUCACCCUCCCCACCCCCAAGUCCAGCAGAGAGCCACCCCAGCCCGCUGGUUGAACCAGUCAGCUUGGCCCUGGAGAGCAGCAAGGAGAACCAGCAGCCUGAGAGUCUGGGGCUUGGGCUGCCCCCCCACUCAGAGGGAGGGAAGUCCACUCCCAGCCUCAUGGCCCUGCAUCAGCCCACCACCCCACUGGGCAUCCAGGAGCUGGUGGCCAUGUCUCCAGAGCUGGACACUUAUGCCAUCACCAAGAAGGUUAAGGAGGUGCUAACCGACAAUAACCUCGGCCAGCGUCUGUUUGGGGAGAGCAUUCUUGGUCUGACUCAGGGCUCAGUGUCAGACCUGCUGUCCAGGCCGAAACCUUGGCACAAACUCAGUCUGAAAGGCAGGGAGCCUUUUGUCCGCAUGCAACUGUGGCUCAAUGAUCCUCACAAUGUAGACAAGCUUAGGGAUAUGAAGAAGAUGGAGAAAAAAGCCUACCUGAAGAGGCGGUAUGGGCUGCUAAGCACCGGCUCAGACAGCGACUCGCCCAGCACACGCUCCGAAUGUGUGAGCCCAGCCUUGGCAUCACUGGACAUGUGCCCCUACAGCCAGGUGAAGAAGCCCCGGGUGGUGCUGGGAGCCGAGGAAAAGGAAGCCCUAAGGAAAGCCUACCUCCUGGAGCCCUACCCGUCUCAGAACACCAUCGAAAUGCUGGCCUCCCAGCUCAACCUCAAAACCAACACCGUCAUCAACUGGUUCCACAACUACAGGUCCAGGAUGCGACGGGAAGUGCUGAUGGAGGGUCUGCCAGACAAUGACACAGAUGCAGAGCACCAUAGCUACUCACCCUCAGUCACACGGAGCCCCCAGUCCGAUGGAGAGGAGAGGAGGCUGCAGCAGCCCUCAGGACAUAUCCACUCCAGUCGUCCUCUCAGCGCCAACGCUGCACUGCCUCAUGUCAAACAGGAGGCAAUUGACAGGGAGGACGAGGGGGAAGAGGGGAGGGAGGGCUACAUGAGACAGUCAAGAGUUCAGUGUUUUUCCAUGGCAGUACAGUUCCCGCAGUUGAAAAGUGAGCACGAGGACUCCAUUGCUGGCUGUCGUGAGCCCCUCUUGGCUGGCCAGAGCCUGAGGCAGGAAGAGGGGAUGAGCACCCAGGUUCAGGGGCUCUACCCUGGGACGGUUUCCAUAGAUGGUCCCCAGAGAGCCAACCAGUCCAGGCAUGAGGGGGAGGACUCUGGCAAAUCACCUGUUGACCCGGUCAGCUUCAAGGCAUCGUCAGAGCCCUGCCGCAGCAGCCUGGAGGUCUCCCUCAACUCCCCCUCCGCUGCUUCCUCACCAGGCCUCAUGAUGUCAGUCUCCCCUGUCCCUUCCUCCUCAGCUCCCAUAUCGCCCUCGCUGCCCAACCCACCCUCAACAAGCACCAAUCACAGCCUGGACCCUAACCCGCUCCCUCCCUUCCAAAGCCCCAAACUCAACAGGAGCACUCAGAGACGCAAUGAGAAAAUGGCCAACCUCAAUAACAUCAUCCACAGGCUAGAGAGAGCAGCCAAUCGAGAGGAAACGCUGGAGUGGGAGUUUUAAGUUCACCCUCACAUGCAUCUAGUCCUGAUGACCCUCACGGCACACAGGAGACUCUCAAAGAGAAGCUUCCAGAAGAGUUUUAACGGAGCCUGGCUCCUGAAGGCCUGUCCUCUCAGACUGAAUACUGCUCAUAGGAAAUGGGAAACCAGAGCUAAACAUAUGGCCAAAUUCCCUACAAGAACUUCUAGGAAAGAAAAAAAAAUAUUUAUAAAUGUGUUUUAGGUUUUUUUGAUAAUGCAUACUACUUUGAAAUAUAUGUGACAGCAGUAGCUGUUGUUUUACCUAUUGGACUUGACAUGAAGACUUUUGCAGCUAUGGUGUCAUAAAAUGUACACUGAAGUUCUGUAGAUUGCCACUGGGUGAGAUUAAAAAAGACCCCUGUCUUAAGCCAUCAAAAGCACUAUAACUAUUUGAAAAGAGACAUUGACCAAAUUUGCUACUUUUUGAAUAGCAAUUUUUCAGAUUUUGUCUGUAAGACGGGACAGUUUAAGUCAAGUAAAAUGAAAUCCUACUACUGACUGAGGGAUAGUCCUUUAAGACUCUAAAUAUUCAACAUCUCGUACGUACUUAGUUUCUUGGUGAUAUGUUUUGAAAUAUUUGUAACUCACACGUAUAAAAUGUGGUUGUACAUGUUGUAGAAUUGUCUGCAAUAGCCUUCUCUAAACCUGAUGUAGCAUGGUACUCACCUGACCCUGUUAUCCUCUGUAGUUAGUCACCUGUGAUAUACUUGAGCAAAAACAAGAGAAAAAAAAGUUGAAAAUUCCACAAAAAAACCCAACAAAAAACAAACAAAAAAAAGGAAACGUUAAAUCUAAUGAGUAGAGUAUUUUAGUGUUUUUUUUUCUUUGACUUAUCCUCGAGGUUUACAGUUUAGGGCCCUUGUGCUUUUGGUAGUAAGUGAAACAUUCACUUACACAUGAGCACAGUUUACACGAUUUCUUUCAGACUUACCUCUCUGACCCUCUAAGGCGCUAGUUCUCAGACUGUAACGGGCCAAGACACAGGACACCCGGUUACCUCAGAUUAUGUUGAUGCACAUCAUGCUAUGACCAUGCUUUUCAUUCUUACACAUACACAUGACCCAUCAUUAUUUGAAUAAACGGAGGAACACUACUGUGUAUCAUGCCUCAGACAUGUAGAGCUCAAACACGUAGCAAGUGGUGAUCUGUCUUGUAUCUCACCGUUACAAUAUGCUGCUGUUUGAAGAGACAGGGACUAAACGAUUCCCCUGUAUAUAUUGUGACCCCCCUUACAGGAAACACCUGAGUGAGUACUCUGAAAAUGGACUGUUAGCUGAUUUUUUUCUGCCCUUGAAUGUGCUCAUUUACUGUAGCUAGUAUAAUUGUGUAUUUCACUGACGAAACACCUCGACUUGAACUCAGUGAGAUGACAUUGUUUUCACUGAUGGGCAGCCAGAUAUGGUUCAUGGAAGCAACGCACACCACCGCCAAGUAGAUCUAUUUGUGGCUAAACCUCACAGUAUUUGGGAGCAUGAUACAUAUUGUAUGACCUCUUAUCAACAUGAAAACAUUCAAUUUGUAAGUACACUAUAUUCAAGGACACAAAAAGGUAAAAGGUAUCCCCUCAUAUAGUUUGACCACUUGUGUAUUGUGUCUAUAGAAGUUUCUUUGUCAUGCUUGCAAGUUGUUCUUUAUGUAUUUUGCCUCUGUUUUAUACUCAGAACAGUUAACUAGAUAUUCAAUACCUCGUGUAUGAACUACUUACAGCACUUAGAUUUUGAUAAUUGUGAGGAGUCAAGAAAAGUUCAAAUAUCGAAAUUAUCCUAACUUAGUGUCCACAAGUCUUUGCCUUUGCUGUAUCGUUGAAGUUGGUAGUAAACACUUGCACAUGUCUAAAUAGUUCAGAGGACUUGGAUUGUAUUAUGUAGAGAUAUAUAUUACACAAUUACUGAAAAUAAUAUCUUACAUUCUUGGAACAAAAUGUGCUGAUUAUAUUGAAAUAGAGUGUACAGAUUUAAUAAACCAAACCCAUUCAAGCCAGUUCUGGUCUGGCAAGCUUGCCCACGUUUUAGACCUUCUCUCAGGGUAGUCUUGCUUUUUAAAGCUUUACUGAAACAGUUGCUCUCAUCAGUGGUGGUGAAUAUGAUAAUAAAGAAAUGUACCUGGUGUAGAGAAUGACUCCGUCAUAUAUUAAAAAAAAGGGAACUAUGAAAGUUGUGAGUCUAUGGGAAUUGCAGCUCUGCAGAAUACAAAUGGUUGGUUUUAGGAAGUUGUUGCUGUUUUGUAAUUCAUUACACAGAUGUGUCAAAGAACAGUGCAGAUUGUUGGAGCUACCGGGAUGAAGCUAAUGGGUUUCAUUUCUGAGAUCUUGGCAGACUUUACUCUCUCAAAUAUGGAAAUUUUUCAUGCGGCCACAGAAGAUUGUUCUCUGGUUUUCAUACCGGCAUUUUUGUGCAUAAUAUACUGUAUGGUUAGAAGUGACAUUCCUUAUAUGGAGAUAUCAUUGUCUUACAUGGUAACAUGGGCAUAUGCUGAAAAAGAAAUGUAUUUACACAGACCAUUACCUCUUCAUGUAAACCUCAUCUCAUUGUUUUGCAUGCGAUUCCAUUCUGGUCACAUGACAAGGGAUAGACUGUGUUUUGUGUUGUUGUUCUGGCACAUGGACAUUAAUCAGCACUUAAAUCUUGAUAUCAGUGAAGUCCAUGCAUGGUGCAGCUUAUAAAUUUGGCUAAGACAGUAUCAUCAUGAAACAAGUAAAUUGCUAACAACUAACAAAUCCGUGAAAAUCAGAACUUGAGCAGUCCCAUCUAACAUGAUUUCUAAAUGAAUAUUUAAAAUCAGAUUUGUUGUGCCAUAUCAUGCCUCAUGCAUUGUCCUCACAGGAGUAAUGCCUUGCGGUGAAUUGUGAUUUGACAGGGGUAUAGGGCUUUUCCUAACCCCGUGUAGAAAAAGCUAAGCUUUUUGUAUCAAGAGGCCUACACAUUAGAUGAUUUUCUUUUUUCAACUGACAUUAGUCACUAAAUAAUGAAGUAAUUAGUGAGCAAAAUUUGAAUGAUUGCAUGCAGAGUUGUCAAUAUGGGUUGGCAACUCUGACCAUGAAGGUUUGUCAUUAAGGAAAACUGUGAGCCAACAAGAGAAACAAGUGUCCUAAAUGCUUAAAUAACUGUCUAGUACCACAUAUUUCAAGGUAGGCUGUUAAAUGUUAAAGAAUGGACAAAAGUAUGCCAAGCGUCUUGGAAUUAAAUUUACAUAUGUAUCAAGCCAUCAUUCAAUACAUAAUUGUUUAAGA
Messenger RNA from Myripristis murdjan (pinecone soldierfish), 7913 nucleotides. It is a transcript of the gene cux2b, whose product is annotated as cut-like homeobox 2b. The transcript is spliced from 22 exons. Gene Ontology annotation, molecular function: RNA polymerase II transcription regulatory region sequence-specific DNA binding; DNA-binding transcription factor activity, RNA polymerase II-specific. The coding region runs from base 42 to 4664 and encodes 1540 amino acids. The record is from RefSeq and is a predicted model, not a curated record. Lineage: Eukaryota; Metazoa; Chordata; Actinopteri; Holocentriformes; Holocentridae. Gene Ontology annotation, biological process: regulation of transcription by RNA polymerase II. Gene Ontology annotation, cellular component: nucleus.